AUGUAUAAGCUUCUCAGCGAGCAACGUGAAGGAGAAGUCAAGACUCUUCGGGCUGAGUUGGACGCGGCUCAGAAAGAACAUGCCACCUUGGUGGAACAGGUAAAGAUCUUUGAAGUUAGUGAAAACAAGUUAUGCAUGGCGACUAACGGUCAAAACCUGCAGGUCCAGCAGAAGCUUGAUCGGAUCGACCAGCUUCGAGCCGAGAUGGACGAGGUCAAGGCCAUGGCCGAAGUGUGGAAGGGAAAAAUAGAUCGAUUGGCUUCGAAAAAGGAGACUGCCUGGGAGCAGCUGGACUCGGCGAAGUCCCAACUUCGAGCGGCGAGGGAAAAAGCUGAGGCCCAGUCUCAAAAUAUCGAAGACCUCCAGUUUCAACUGGGCUCGGCCGCUGCCGAACGGGAUACCCUAGCCAAGGAGCUUAAAGCAGCCAAGUUAGUGGCAGAAAUAACCAGGGCCGAUGCUGAAGAGAUGGUGGCCCAGUACAAAGCUGAUGUUGAGGCAGCCCAAGACCGCCUAAAUGUUAUUACCAAUUACUUGAAGUGGCAGUCCCGAAAGGAGGAUCUCAAGGAAGUUUAUGCCCGGGGUUUCGACUUAAUGUUCGAGAUCGAAAACGUUAAGAGCCUCGAGGCAGAGGCCAAAAAGUUUUCAUAUCCUGAGGACGAGGAAGGUUUCGAGGGCUCCGGUGGAUCCGAGGGCGGAGAAGACUCCGAUGGUCCCGGUGAUGAGGCGGGCUCCGGAAAAGAUCAGGCUUAG
Molecule: messenger RNA, 750 nt
Organism: Nicotiana tabacum (common tobacco)
Lineage: Eukaryota; Viridiplantae; Streptophyta; Magnoliopsida; Solanales; Solanaceae
Source: RefSeq, a predicted model, not a curated record